GACUAUGAAUAAUUAUAAAGAAGUCGAUCAAGUUUUGAUAAAAAGAAAAUGGUUACUAGCUUUUAAUUUAUGUCUUAGAGAAUCAAUAAAUCGAAGUAUACUGAAAUAUUCAAGUGAUGCACCACAUGAAAUCGCUUGUCUUAUUGAAGAAUUGAAGGACUAUGAUGAUUUAUAUGUAGUAGAUUUUGUUGAUGAAAAUAAAGCCAAUGAUGUAUGGGAUGGU
Molecule: messenger RNA, 223 nt
Organism: Dentiscutata erythropus
Lineage: Eukaryota; Fungi; Glomeromycota; Glomeromycetes; Diversisporales; Gigasporaceae
Source: the annotation of a GenBank genome assembly